AUGUCCGACUCAAACGAACCGAGGCCAUUGACGUCGGCCUUUGAGAGUCCAACAUUCGGCGAGGACAGCUCUUUCCAUGUCGAUCAGCCGGUUGGUUCUAUGUCCAUUUCCCCAUGCGGCCGAGAUGUGGUUCUCGCUUCCAAGGAGGGCCUCCACAUUAUCGACUUAGACUCGCCGUAUUCUCCACCUCGAUAUCUCCCUCAUCAUACGCCAUGGGAAGUUGCAGACGUUCAGUGGUCUCCGUUUGCUGCUCGAGACUAUUGGGUAGUGAGCACGUCAAACCAGAAGGCGUUGGUGUGGAAUUUGGCGAUGCAGAGCUAUCAGAACUCGAUUGAACAUGUCCUGCAUGCUCAUACCCGUGCCAUCACGGAUAUAAAUUUCUCUGCACACCAUCCCGACAUCCUUGCAACGUGCGCUGUGGAUAGUUUUGUCCACUGCUGGGAUCUUCGAACUCCUUCUCGGCCGGCCAUAUCUGUCUCUGAUUGGUUUGCGGGCGCAACACAAGUCAAAUGGAAUCGACAGAAUCCCAAUAUUAUUGCCAGUUCGCACGACAAAUUCCUUAGAAUAUGGGACAAGAGAAUGGGUGCGUACCCAAUCCGAUCCAUAGAGGCUCACGAUACGAAAAUCUAUGGGGUCGAUUGGAAUAGAGUCCGACCUGGUGCUUUAGCGACAUGUUCUCUAGACAAGACAAUAAAGUUCUGGGAUUACACUAUUGAGGACGACGUACCGGAAAAGGUAAUCAAGACGCCUUUUCCUGUGUGGCGUGCACGAAAUACACCCUUUGGCUGGGGUGUUUUGGCAAUGCCCCAGAGGGGCAAUAGCGAUCUCCAUCUGUACAGUCGCAGAGCUGUCGAGGGCACCGACCCCGAGGGUCACCUUCCCCCAGUACAUAGUUUUCCCCGUCACAAGGGACAAGUAAAGGAAUUUCUUUGGAGGGCUCGUGGCAACGUCGUGGACGGCAUUGACAACAGAGAAUUUCAACUAGUGUCUUGGGGAACCGACAAGGAACUUCGCCUACAUCGAGUCGACUCUGAGGUUCUCGAACGAGUUGGCUACGAAAAGGGAAAAUCAUUCAUCUCAAACCUAAACAUCACUCGCAAAGGGGCUCUUUACAGGAGCUUCCGUGAUCCCAAUGUUGGUGUUGAGGACGGGGAUGAGUCUCCAUUGUCACCAGCCUUCGAGAGUGCCAUAUCGCCACCAUCUCGUGGAGUGGGGAUAAACACAAUCUCGAUACCAUAUGCUCCAGCCUGGAUUCAAGGUGCCAAUGCAGACUCGAGAAUAGGGAUGCAGGGGAGACCAGGCCUGAGGGCAGACACCAAUCCCAUCGCCUGGAUGCGUGGGGUGAAAAUAUCGGGCUGGGACAUUGAAACCCUUGGCGAUGAGAUUACCCAUGUUGGCGAAAAGUUCACAAAGGUUGCUUUUGAGUCAGUUGACAUCAGGCGGCGGAAGGCGACAAUAUCUUUGCAUGGGCCAUGGGGCGAGGAAGGGGCUUCUUCGCUUUUCAUUCGAGUGGAUAUCAAAUUUCCACCAGACUACCCUAGGGAUUCGGUGCCAACAUUCGUCGUGCAAAAAACUACUGCUGUCACAGAUGAGCUAGUCAAUAAGAUUGCCGCUGAGUUACAGACAAUCUCCGAGACAUAUUUGUCUCACAAACGUGGAUGCCUUGAAGGAGUCGUCCGUUAUCUGUUAGGCGAAAGCAACCUUGAAGAAAGCAUCGCGUGGAUUCUAGGCGAAACAGCAGAGACCGUCAAAUCUCCAACCAAUGGUCAGGUCGGCGGCGAAGAAUCAAGUGACGAGGAUGAAGUUGGCAUGUCCCAAAGUCAAGAUCUAGCGAUGAGCUCUGAGCUCAUCCGACCUGUUAACGCCAACGUGAUGGUUCCUGUGGCAAGGGUGUGUGGUGCUGUUUGGGCGAAGGACGGCCGGUUAGUAUGCUUCUUCCCCACGAAGAAGGAUAAUUCAGCGUACUCCCUCGAGAACCUAGGCUUCAAGGAGAUGACGAGGCUGUCAAGAUCUGAGAAAGUGUUUGAGAGGUUUGGGCGCUUUGAGACGGGCUCCCCUGGGCCACGAAACAUAGGCACUAUAACCAGCACUGAUGACGGUGCUUCCGAAUACUCCGAUGACUCUGAAGCUGAGACCUCAAGCUCUUCCGGAUCGUCCGGCAUUCUUUCAGGCCUUCAACAUCGGUUCCCGACACCGCAAACAUGGCGCAGUGCCGGUAGUCUCGGCUUUUACCGGCCACGGUCGACGGAUAACUCCCAAAGGUCGACUGUUGGAGGUGCGACUGCACGAUCUUCUGACACAGCGCAGAACGUGAUUUCCAUACACGACUUGGGCAGCCUACUGCCGGCCAAACGGGAGUUGGCGUGUAGGUACCGCAUAUGCGGUAAGGUUGUCGACGUCUGCGCUCACAACGCAGAGGUUGCCCUUGAACUUGGCUACGGUGAGCUGGCCCGUAUAUGGGGCUUGGCUAAACUUAUCCUGCAUGAAAACAGAACACCAGGGUCACCCAUCCCAAAAAAUGCCCACGGAGUCUCGCAAAUUCAGCGUAAGGACAGUGCAAUCGAUCUAAGUUAUGACACUGUCCAUGGUGAUCGCUCUCUUCUGGAUACAACGGGUGUGAUUCAAUGGGGGAAUCAUCCUUAUGGUGGCCAGUGGCUCAUCCCUGCUCUAUUAGAGCAUUUUGAACGGACUGGUGAUAUUCAAAUGGUCGCGAUGCUUUCCUGCGUCCUGUGUGAGCCGAAUCUCGACCGGACUACACCAGAACCGAUGACAGUAUCGAAGCCAGCAGAAAAUGACGCGUUUUCUAUUGACUUUUAUGGGCCUCCGAGUGCGGGAAUAGACAAGUCUCAGGCAGUGACGCCCCUCACUUCCACGCCAAAAGACAGUCAUGCUACGCCUGCUACACAUAGUUCUGGACGCUCGUCAUCUGAAAUAUGGCGCACUGGAACCACCCCGCCGUUUUCCACUGGUACAACGCCUCCUUUCCUUCCUCGUACCGGUGCGCUAGCUACGGAGAGGAAGGCAGUCACACAGAACCCGUCUCUAGCUGCUUCGCCUGAUCAGCAAUCACAGCCACGAAGUGGCUCGGGAUUUGGCUCUGUUCUCGCUUCUUCCCUUUCGCGAUCUUUCACAUUUGCCCCAUCUUCCGCAUCUCCUCCUGCAGGGGGUUUGCUGAAAAGGAGGCAGGGACAAAGCGAAAGCCCCCAGGCCACGACAAGCUCUGGGACGUGGACCCCGAAUACCCCCCACUUCAAACCUGCGUCUGCAAUUCCGGAAUAUCUCACGACAUCUACAGCAGUUACCUCGCAGACCCAUUCGGAUACCGAGAGUGAGCGAACCCGGAUACCGAGGAGCAAAGGGAAGGUCCGCACAGUGCUGAAGAACCAGGGCGCUUUUGACACUGAUAGCACGACCCUGAACACCUUUCUUGAUCCGAAGAAGGACUCGUUGUACCGGUCUUAUCGCUCAGCAUAUGCACAUUUACUUUCAAUCUGGGGGCUACCGCUGCAGCGCAGUGAAAUCCUGAAAAUCGGCGAUACAGCGACACAAACGCGCGACAGUCGCGCUCGGACCCUCAAAAGCCCUGAAGACUCGCUCACGCUCUCUGGUUAUGCUCGCAGAAGCUCAACUGAACCAGCGACGGGCGAGGAGAGUAGGGGACUAGGGAUCCAACGGCAUUGCGUUGGGUGUGGACAACCUCAGCAGCUAUCUAUAUUCGCGAUCCAGAAUGCGGUCGACACCGCAGUAACGGCCGCCAAGAACAAUAUCAAGGGAGCAACCGUGCCACUAAUUUGUUCUCAUUGCAAGCCUAAACGACCGCUACCAAUCAAACUUCCGUGCGCGAUAUGCCACGAAGUCAUUGAGGGUAUGCUCACGCCCUGCCUCGGAUGCGGCCACGUCUGUUGCUUUAGUUGCGCUCGCGACUGGGCUGCUACCAUUUCAGAUUUGCCCUUAGGGGAUGAUAACGAACAUGAGGUGGAUCCGCAGUUCUGCCCUAGUGGCUGUGGUUGCAAAUGCGCAGACCACGCGGUGAUUGACAUCGCAGCACCCUGGAGCCAACCACCGUCGCCGCUAGCGGAAAGCGAUAGUUCCCUUCACAAAGGACGAAUCGAACAAUUGGAUGGACCAAAAUCCAUCGCCCACGUGGCCAAUCUCGGCCAACCUGAAGAUGCACUGGAACAUUGGGACGCGUCGCCUUUUGCCUCGCUUGCCAGAGGCCUUGGAGGGGGCCUUAGCAGAGGCCUGCGUGGCAAGGAGGACAAGCGAAAGCCCAAAACCCCAAAUUCUGCAUUUGUUCCCAAGAAGUCGUCUAUGAAUCAGGUACUAAGCUAA
Molecule: messenger RNA, 4332 nt
Organism: Aspergillus calidoustus
Lineage: Eukaryota; Fungi; Ascomycota; Eurotiomycetes; Eurotiales; Aspergillaceae
Source: the annotation of a GenBank genome assembly